Funneliformis caledonium is the source of this 298-nucleotide messenger RNA. NCBI's taxonomy places the organism in Eukaryota, Fungi, Glomeromycota, Glomeromycetes, Glomerales, Glomeraceae. The record is from the annotation of a GenBank genome assembly.
UUAUUCCACCACCCACCGCAAUGAUUAUACUACUCAUACUGCCGAUGGGUCUAAUUUCACUCACUCUCCUCGCAACGAUCUCAACAAUUAUCAUAAUAAUUGUCAAUUUAACAACAUUAAAAAUUAUGAUACUAGUAGCAUUCAAACUCAAAGCCUAAGGGACAAUGAAGACGAAGUGUUCAGACUAUAUAUUGAUGCUUAUAGAAAAGGACUUAAUGCAAAGCAAGCAGAAUAUGCAAUUAAAAAGUAUAAAAGACAUCGUGUUAUUUCUCAAUCAAUUUUUGAAGAAUUAUCUUAA